Molecule: messenger RNA, 1496 nt
Organism: Meira miltonrushii
Lineage: Eukaryota; Fungi; Basidiomycota; Exobasidiomycetes; Exobasidiales; Brachybasidiaceae
Product: DNA glycosylase
Exons: 1
Coding region: 37-1443 (468 amino acids)
Biological process (GO): nucleotide-excision repair; base-excision repair; base-excision repair, AP site formation
Cellular component (GO): nucleus
Molecular function (GO): oxidized pyrimidine nucleobase lesion DNA N-glycosylase activity; DNA binding; DNA-(apurinic or apyrimidinic site) endonuclease activity
Source: RefSeq, a predicted model, not a curated record
CACCUUCAUGUCCAUAUGCUAGGAAGGAUUAUCAGAAUGACAGCUCGUACUUCAAGCAGAUCCAUAUCAUCAUCUGCUGCUUCUACCUCAAAGCGGACAUUGGCUAACGCACAGUCAGAAGAAGCAUCAACUAGUUCAGUUACUUCUUCCACCUCCGCUGCUGACGAGGUUAAUGGCCCAGCAACUGCCAUCCGAUCAAAGCGAACAAGAUAUGUUCCUCCAGCAAUAGGUGCAGAAGAAGCUCCUGUAGCUGUCAAAGUAGAGCAAGAAGAAAGCGUGAUAGAACCCGGUCCAGCAACUCCUGUACGAUAUUCAUUACGAAGGCGGAUAAAUGGAAAUGGUAUCGCAAAUGGAGCAACGGAAACAGAAUCAGGGGAGAUAAAGCCAUUGUUCAAGAUGGAAGAAGGUGAAGAGGAGCUUGGAGGGUCUAUCUCCACACCCAAAAAGAAGACAGCCAAGGUGAAAAAAGAACCAGCAGAUCCAUUUGCAGUUUCACCAAGAAAGACGAGCGUAAAACCGAUCAAGCUGGACUUAGAAGAACAUGAGAUAAAGCCUGCACCAAAGCGAUGGAAAGAGCAAUUAGAAGUCUUGACAAAACAAAGAAAGCGAAUCAUUGCUCCUGUGGAUACACUGGGAUGCGAAGAGAACGGAAGAGAUGAAAAGAGGAAAGAUUUGCGGGAAAUGAUGGAAUCACCUGAAGAAUCCGCAAAGAGAGCACGUUUCACUACGCUGGUCAGUCUCAUGUUAAGCUCGCAGACAAAAGAUCCGGUCACAGCAGAAGCUGUACACAACUUACAGAGAAAUUUGCCAAAUGGUUUGUGCUUAGACAGCAUCCUUAAUGCAACGCAAGAUCAAAUCUCUAGCAAUAUCAGCAAAGUUGGAUUUUGGAGAAGAAAGACUGGGUAUAUACAAAGCGCUGCAAAAAUUUUGCGAGAUGACUUUGAAGGAGAUGUUCCAAAAACGAUUGAUGAAUUGUGCUCUUUGCCUGGAGUAGGUCCAAAGAUGGGAUUCUUGGCCUUACAAAGCGCAUGGAAUAUCAAUGUGGGUAUCGGAGUGGACGUUCAUGUACACAGGGUGUCAAACAGGUUGAAAUGGGUAAAGUCUAACGAUCCAGAAGGAACACGAUUGCAAUUACAGAGCUGGCUACCCAAAGAGUUGCAUAGGACUAUCAACAAAACAUUGGUAGGAUUCGGUCAAGUGAUUUGUCAACCUGUUGGACCACGUUGUGACCUAUGUGCUUUGGGUGCUGCAAAGCUUUGCCCUUCGUAUCGAAAAGUGGAUCCAAAAUCAAUUGCUUCUCGUGUGAAGGUUGAGCUUCUACCAGAAGAAGAGGAAGUGGCGGCUGAAACAAAUGUCGAUCCUACUGCUGCUGUCAAGCUAGAGGGACCGGAAGGCGGAGGUACACUGUUAAUCAAGGAAGAAGAUGAACGUCUUGAUUGGUGAAUUAUAAAAAUCUGUAUUUUACAUGCUAUGACACUUGCUUUCUCCCGCACCAC